AUGGAUGCCGGUGGACGCAAAAGGAAGAAGUUUGCCAGAAAAACGUACUUAACCUUUGCCAUCAUAUCAGCAGCAGCUUUGGGCCAAUGGAUUAUAGUCUGCUUCGUGGAAGGCGCUCGUAAGAUUUUCGGUAGUUUUUACCUAGUAAAUUCGGUCACUUUUGUCCUGGCUGGCCUACUCUUCCUGAUUUUUAUGUUCAACAAAAAUGUUCGCAGCCACAGGAUUUAUAGCUGGAUUUUUGCAAUUAUCAUCAUUGAACUGGGAAUAUUUUCAAUGUAUGUGCUAGUGGCACGAACUUGGGUUCCUGAGAUGUUGGCCUAUUACUUUUUUUGCCUCCUUCUAAUGACCGCUGCCCUGAUCAUAGGCUGUAAUCUUUCCUUUUCGAUGGACUUAACUCAAUUAAUAGCUCCUCUAUUCAUCUUUAGCUUUAUAUUAUUCCUAGCCUCUGCCUAUUUUCUGGUGGCUCAUGUCUUCUACCCAGCCAUGGUGCCUUAUGCCUUUUUGGUUUUUGAGAUUUGCAUAACUGGUGUAAUGAUAACGAACGUUAUGCUACAUGCUCAAACUAUUAAGGGAGAUCGCUGGGUCCAGAUGAGCCUGGAUGACUGCCUUUUGGCCGCCUUGAUGCUUUUUCACGAGUUUCUGGUCAUUUACGCUUUGACCUUCUACUGGCAGAUUAACAUUCACUAUUUCACAUCCUCUGACUAUUUCUGGUUGUCGACAAGUACGAAAUCAUCACAUGGAACGACUCCUCUUAAUGCUGAUUAUGAUGAUUAUGAUGUUCGCCCACCUGGUGAUGAGUGGAAUAUUAAUAAUGAAACCAGCUAUGAUUGGGCAGCAGAUAGCUGGGAUUUAUCAAAUGAGCUGCAAAUGAAAUGAAAUGAAAU
Drosophila eugracilis is the source of this 884-nucleotide messenger RNA. RefSeq lists its product as uncharacterized. NCBI's taxonomy places the organism in Eukaryota, Metazoa, Arthropoda, Insecta, Diptera, Drosophilidae. The record is from RefSeq and is a predicted model, not a curated record. The transcript is spliced from 6 exons. Bases 1 to 876 code for a protein of 291 amino acids.